Syzygium oleosum is the source of this 1378-nucleotide messenger RNA. Its product is annotated as protein SODIUM POTASSIUM ROOT DEFECTIVE 2. The transcript is spliced from 4 exons. Gene Ontology annotation, molecular function: metal ion binding. The record is from RefSeq and is a predicted model, not a curated record. The coding region runs from base 576 to 1001 and encodes 141 amino acids. Lineage: Eukaryota; Viridiplantae; Streptophyta; Magnoliopsida; Myrtales; Myrtaceae.
CUUAAUCAGCUCGGAGCUUAUCAGUCGCUGAGAUGGUGAUGGUUGUGUUAGAGGCAUGCUAAUGCAUGAUGAUGCUCCAUGAUUGACAGCUAUUUAUUUCUCAUGCUGCUGCCUUUUUCUUGCUCUUGCAAAAAUCGUUCAUUUUCGCUGGCCGCUUUCGUGGUGCCUUUUCGAUUUGUCCCAUUAACACAUACAGUUUGUCAUGCCAUAUGACAAGGCUCGAAAAGGCGCUCGCACAUGAGAAAUUCCUCCUUCCAUUUAUUGAGCUUCGUCUUCGUCGAGUUUAUGAAAAGAAAAGGGUGGUUUCUGAGUUCUUAACUCUGCUUUGUGGUAGUAGUGGUUGGAGUAGUUCGUGACAGUGACAAAAUCUAGCUCCACACUGAAUCACUGACUGCAUUUUGUGGCGUGCAGUGCCAUGUUUUUCCUCUGAGUUAGGUUUCUGAGCUGUUCUCACACAUUUUUUCUUCCCUCUGUCCCAGCUGAUCUACAUAGAUCUGUUCUUUUCGAUAGUUGAGACACAGCAUCAAUUGAGCUUCCGAGAUUUGUGUUCUGGGUGUUGAUCCUUUUUGGAUUAAAUGGGGAAGAUGGUGAGUUUUGGCAAGAUUUUGGAGUGUUUCAGCCUCUCAUCACCAGCUGGUUCGUGCUCCUGUUUCUGCAUGAACGCCAUGGAUGAUUCAUUGGAAGGCCGUGGUCAGGACAUGGAGAGCAAGCCACUGAUCACAAGCGACAGCAAGCAGAUGAUGAGGCUCAAGGACUUGAUUGACGGGACUCAUCAGACUCUGGCGUUUCAGCUGAAGCCCAAGAUGGUGACUUUGAGAGUGGCCAUGCAUUGCCAUGGGUGUGCAAGAAGAGUGGAGAAGCAUAUCUCAAAGAUGGAUGGAGUGAUCUCUUACAAAAUAGACCUGGAGAGCAAGAUGGUGGUGGUGAUUGGAGAUAUAAUCCCUUUUGAAGUUCUUGAGAGUGUCUCCAAGGUCAAGUAUGCAGAGCUAUGGAGUGCCUGAAAGUAAUAGCAGAAAAUGGUAAAAUAAAUAUCAAGAGCUCCAUUAGAUUCACCCAUUUGCAGUCGAGAUCUUCAAAGAGCUCUAGCACCACAACAAAGAAAAGGAGAUUAUAGAAAAAUUCGUACAUCCUUUUACUCGUGAUCAUUGACGAAUAUUACAGUUGGAAUGAGCACAACAGGUACUGUGGAAUAUGCAUCAGCAGAGAAAGUUGAGUGCGCACUUGGCAAUGCGAGCUGCUGCUUACCUUUUCAUGUGGCUUUAUGUUCUCGUGUUCGAUUUUGUACUGAUGUAAAGAAUGACCGGCAAGAUGGAUUGCUCUAUCACACAAAAACUUUGAAAUCAUAUGCAUUAUGAAAAUUGGUAUUUGCCAUUGAUAA